Messenger RNA from Anopheles arabiensis, 2436 nucleotides. It is a transcript of the gene Tom70, whose product is annotated as mitochondrial import receptor subunit TOM70. The transcript has 2 exons. The record is from RefSeq and is a predicted model, not a curated record. Lineage: Eukaryota; Metazoa; Arthropoda; Insecta; Diptera; Culicidae. Gene Ontology annotation, molecular function: protein binding. The coding region runs from base 352 to 2064 and encodes 570 amino acids.
CGCGCACCGAAAACUGUCACGAGCACGUUUCGCCGCAGCGGGUCCGAUAGAGGGGGGAAGAAAACACGAAAAAGUGUCUUCACUUGUUUUUUUCCAGUGGUACCGAGGUUGCGUGCGGGCUUGUGUAGGGAAAUGGUUUUCUGUGAAGCGGUGAAUGAAAUUAUAUAAUCACAGCUAGCGGCCGGAACUAACAACUGUCGGGCGCCCAUUUUUCCGAAACCAAGCAAAAGGCGUAGCAACCAGCACCAGCACCACCACCCAGGCGGGACGGCCCACUAGCUUCGUUCGACUUACAAUAUUGCACAAAUUGUGUGUCCGUACAUGUUGGGAUAAAAUCAUCCAAAGCAGGCGAUGACGACGGGUAGCACGGGAUCAACAUUCCCCAAAUGGCAGCUAGCGCUGCUGAUCGGUACGCCCGUGGCCAUCGGUCUCGGCUACCUGUACUGGCGCAAAUCGGGCGACCAGGGCGGCGACAAGCUGACCAAGAAGCGAUUGGCCGACCUGAAGGACAAAACCAUCUCGCUCGAUGGUGACACGUCGGAGGCCGCCGGCAAGCAGCAGGCGCCCGAUGCGAAACCGCUGACCGGGCGCGAUCUGGCCAACAAGCACAAGACGGACGGCAACGCACACUUCCGGGUGGGGAAGUACGACCUGGCGAUCCGGGAGUACGAUGCGGCGAUCGAGCACUGUCCCACGUACGAGGCGACAGACCGGGCCACCUACUACCAGAACCGGGCGGCCGCGUACGAGCAGCUACAGAACUGGGCGGCCGUCAUUAAGGACUGCACCAGCGCGAUCGAGUGCAAUCCGGCGUACGCGAAGGCGCUGGUCCGCCGGGCGAAGGCGUACGAGCAGCAGCAGGAUCUGUCGCGCGCGCUGGAGGACAUUACGGCCGCCUGCAUAGUGGAUCGGUUUCAGAACAAAGCGACACUGGUCAGCGCGGAUCGCAUACUGCGGGAGUUGGGCCAGCAGCAUGGGCGGGAAGCGAUGAAGAGCAAGAAACCGACCUACCCGUCGAAGCAGUUCCUCAAGAGCUACUUCAGCUCGUUCAACAACGAUCCGAUCGGCAAGCUGGUCGUGGCCAGCACGGAACAGAAGGGUUUCAUCAAGGCAAAGGCCCUGUUCGACAGCGCCGAGUACGAGGGCAUUGUCGCUGCCUGCACCGAGGAGCUGGAGAAGAGCGAGUCCGAGUCGGAGUACAAGCUGGAGGCGCUGCUGCUCCGCGGCACCUUCUACAACCUGAUCGCCUGCUACGAGGAAGCGAAACAGGACCUGGACGCGGUAAUUGAGCUGGAAACGGCGGACAAGCGGCUCCGCUCGAACGCCCUCAUCAAGCGGGCCUCGCUGGCCAUGCAAACGGAGCCGGAUUCACCGGGCGAAUGCUUCAAGUACUUUGCGCGCGCCGAAACGAUCGACAGCACGAACGGGGACAUCUUCCAUCACCGCGGCCAGGUGUACAUACUGACCGACCGGAUGGACGAUGCGAUCGCGGACUUUGAGCGAGCGUACCAGCUCUGCCCCACGUCCGGCAUCAUUGCGACGCACCUGUGCUACGCCUCGUACCGGCAGGCGGCCCAAAACCGGGACGAAUCGGCCAUCGGGCGCAUCCGCAAGCGGUUCAACGAGAUACUGGACCAGUACGCGGACUGCGUCGAGUGUUACAGCAUCCUCGCCCAGGUACUGACCGAGGAGCAGAAGUUCGAUGAAGCGGACAGCUGCUUCGCCCGGGCACUGAAGGUCGAGCCGGACAAUGCGCAGAUCUACGUGCACCGGGGGCUGCUGCAGCUGCAGUGGAAGGGCGACAUCGACGAGGGCGUGAAGCUGAUCAAGAAAGCAAUACAGAUCGAUGGCAAGUGCGAGUUUGCGUACGAGACGCUCGGCACGAUCGAGGUGCAGCGCGGCAAUCUGGUCGAGGCGAUCAAGCUGUUCGAGCGGGCGAUCGAGCUGGCGCGUACGGAGAUGAGCCUGGUGCAUCUGUACUCGCUGAAGGAUGCGGCGGUCGCGCAGGUGGACGUGGCGAAGAACAUGGGCUUGAGUAUUAGCAACAUUCAGCCGAACUUUUAAGCGCAGUGUACCAGUACGUACCCACGAGAAGCAGGCCUUGGUUUUGUAUGCUAAAGCGUUGUAAGGAAAGCUGCUGCCGCGGCGUGCGCUUGUGGUGGAAUUGAUUCCACAUAAUUCCGACGACUCCCCUCCCCCCAUCCCCAAUACGUUUAUAAUUUAUCGUUUAGCGUGAAGCAUUAAUAGCAAGCAGUCAUGGUUGUAUGCAAUUGCAUUGGCUCACCUAAUGUGGUGUGUGUGCCCAAUGUGUUCCAUAUCACCAGUUUUGUUUUCUGUUUCUUUCGUCUCCCGGUGUUAUGCUUGAAUUACGUUGUGUGCAACAAUCGAAUAAAACGAGCCGGGAUUUAAUUUAGGUCAUACAAACAAACAAACAAA